This is a messenger RNA of Symbiodinium sp. CCMP2592, 876 nucleotides long. The record is from the annotation of a GenBank genome assembly. NCBI's taxonomy places the organism in Eukaryota, Dinophyceae, Suessiales, Symbiodiniaceae.
AUGAUGCUGUCCAUGUUGGUGAUGGCUGUUGUUAUCCUCACACUGGAAUGCUACAGUCUUUAUUGGGUGGUUUUUGCUUACGCACUUGGUGGCGCCGCCAUGGGGUCCUUUGAGUCCAACUUGCUGACCUGCCUGACGCCAUUGGGAAGCCGCACCAAGAGCAUUGCCAUUCUGGGCAUUCCGCUGGGCAUCAACAGCAUCUUGAUCGGUGGAUUUUACCUUAUGGGGCCACCCCUCAAGGUGUCUGUCACGGCUGUGUUUGCAGCGGUGGCUGUGCUGAACCUGAUGGGAAUGCUGGUCUUCGCGUUGCGCAUACCACGCCCUGCGCAUGAGUCAGGUGGCGAGUGUGGGGCAAGCGAGAUCGUCGCAGACUGCAAGGGCUGCAGGCAGUGGUUGCCACGCGUCUGGCACUACCCUCUUGCUUUCGCCGUUGACACUUUCACGCUCGCUGGCUUCUCUCCGGGUCUUUCCCUGUACUUGUAUGACCAGGAGGUAGUGCAGCUGACCGAGAGCUUCGCAAUGGCAACGAAGACGUUCUUUGCGUUCUACAACACAGCCAACAUGCUCGGAGGUCUUUGUGGACGAUGGCUGAGCUACCGAAUUCUUCCCCGCCAUCCGGCCGUCUACGUAGGCUUCAGUACUGUGGGCGUCCUGCUGCUUCUGUCGCUGCGGCCUGUGCUUGCUCCAGUGGGAGCUUUCUUGGUAAUGCUGGGAGACGGGUUGAUCUAUGGCACAAUCAGUCGCUACGUCGACUCCGCCGUACCUGAGGAGUUCAAUCUCAUCGCGAUUUCAUAUUGGCUUUUCAUCGGCGACAUUGGCAGUCUUGUGGGGUCAAACUUGAUUUGCUACCUCCACGACUGGCUUGUGCCAGGUUAA